Molecule: messenger RNA, 851 nt
Organism: Tribolium castaneum (red flour beetle)
Lineage: Eukaryota; Metazoa; Arthropoda; Insecta; Coleoptera; Tenebrionidae
Gene: sing
Product: singles bar
Exons: 4
Coding region: 153-701 (182 amino acids)
Cellular component (GO): membrane
Source: RefSeq, a predicted model, not a curated record
GUAUUAUUUACACCAUUAUAAAAAUAUCCGGAAACCCAAAAAUAACCGCCUCUCACCCCACACCGAGAGCGUUGCUCUUCCCGACUUUAAAAUACACCGCGACGUUGUCUCGUCACUUUCACUAUUACAAUUUUUUCUCAAAUAAUUACAAAAUGAUACCAUCAAGAGGUCCCACGGUAAUUACAGUGCGUCCGAGUGCAAAAUCCCGGGGAAUAAACUGUUGCUGUUGCAACUGCUGCACUUGCUUGAAUUUACAAUUUUUGAGGAGCGAACCGGGAGUGUUGAAAAUCCUCGAAUUGUUUUUGGGGUCUUUCUGCCAAAGUUUGGCCCUUAACUAUGGACUAGAUUUCUCAGGGACAAUGGGCCCCUCUUAUCAGUCAUUUCUAACAGCAGUCGCUUGGUGCAUUAUGACCACAACCCUCCUGUUAUUUUGCUACGUGAUUUCGGAAAAAACGUGCAGUUUAGUCAGACAGUCGUUAUUUGAAACGGUUUUUAAUGCCACGGCCUGUUUUAGUUACCUCUCAACUUGCUCGUACUUGGGUUACAUUGUUAACAUGUUUUUGAAACCGAUGUAUGUAACCGUCCCCUAUUUCCAAGCCUACCCUGCCAUGAGUGCCGCCUAUAUGAUUGGUGGUUUGGUUGGGGCUAUCCACGGUUACGAUGCCUACAAAUGUUACAAGUACUACAAAGGAUACAGAUAAGGGAAAAAUGUAACAAUAACAAAGUAAAUCAAGAGGGAUUAGCGCACAAUCGAGUCUAGAGGUUGUUUUCGCAAACCGGAAAAUCUUGGAAUUGUAUUUUUGGAACGAUUACAACUGUAAACAAUUAACAAUAAAUUAUUACAAAAAUUU